Messenger RNA from Daldinia vernicosa, 885 nucleotides. RefSeq names its product magnesium-dependent phosphatase-1. The record is from RefSeq and is a predicted model, not a curated record. Gene Ontology annotation, molecular function: acid phosphatase activity. The transcript has a single exon. Lineage: Eukaryota; Fungi; Ascomycota; Sordariomycetes; Xylariales; Hypoxylaceae. Bases 124 to 798 code for a protein of 224 amino acids.
GUCUGACCGGCCACGGGAAAGUUGCAAGACUCCGUCAUACCUUCAUCAAUUUUAUGCCAAUACCCGGUCCCCAAUCCCCGUACCCUGUUAACAAUACAAGACGUAAUUUAAAAUAUUCCGAAUAUGCCGAAGAAGCUCGCCAAACAGCCAACAUUUCCAGGCACGACGCCUACUACCACUACCCUACCAUCCAUCCUCACCGACGGUCAGCCCUUGCCGCGCGCCAUCGUCUUCGAUCUCGACUACACCCUAUGGCCAUUCUGGGUCGACACCCACGUCUACCCGCCGCUCCGGCCCAACCUCGCGCACAGCGCCUGCACCGACAAGAUCGGCGAGACCUUCGCCUUCUACGACGACGUACCCUCCGUCCUACACGGCCUAGCUCGCGCGGGCAUCAAGCUCGGCGUCGCGAGCCGGACGCACGCCCCGGACCUCGGCCGCGAAAUGCUCAAGCUGUUGCACAUACCGCCCGCGAGCAGCGUGCUGGACGAAAGCGGCGCUGACGCGGGCUCGGGGAGUAGUACCAGCAAGAAGGACAAGGUGAGGAAGGCGAUCGAGUUCUUCGACGCGGGGCUGGAGAUCUACCCCAGUAGUAAAAUACAACAUUUUAAGGCGUUGGGCAAGAGGACGGGUAUCCCGCACACCGAGAUGCUGUUCUUCGACGACGAAAGCCGUAACAGGGACACCGAGUCUCUAGGCGUUACCAUGUGGUUGGUCAGGGACGGCGUUACGUGGAAUGAGGUCGUAGAGGGGAUUAAGGAAUGGAGGAGGCGAAAAGGUGUCCAGCCAUCAUCUUGAGUCGUAGUUCCAACCAACAUUUAGAGGCAUUGGUCGCCAGCAGAUGACAUAUCGAUUAUAUAGCAUAGAUAGAGAGGGUUGCUGGCG